Molecule: messenger RNA, 571 nt
Organism: Haemorhous mexicanus (house finch)
Lineage: Eukaryota; Metazoa; Chordata; Aves; Passeriformes; Fringillidae
Gene: MRPL57
Product: mitochondrial ribosomal protein L57
Exons: 2
Coding region: 111-422 (103 amino acids)
Biological process (GO): mitochondrial translation
Cellular component (GO): mitochondrial ribosome
Molecular function (GO): structural constituent of ribosome
Source: RefSeq, a predicted model, not a curated record
GCCCGGCCCCGUCCGCCGCCGCCGCCUCUCGCGAGAGCCGCGCUCCCCGCCCGCCCGCCGCCAUCUUGGCUCCUCCGCGGGGGCCGCCGCCGCCGGAGCUUCCCGGCAAAAUGUUUUUAACAACAGUAUUACUGCGGAAGAGAAUUCCUGGAAAACAAUGGAUUGGGAAGUACAGGCGACCAAGACUGGUUACCAUUUCGAUGAAGCAAGCAAUGGUCCGAAGGUUGGAAAUUGAAGCAGAGAACGAAUAUUGGCUCAGCCAGCCUUACCUGACACAGGAACAGGAAUACAAACACAACACGGAAGAGAGACGUGCCAAGUGGGAAGCUUUCAAAAGCCUGAAACAAGCCAAGUUUCCUGAGCACAGAUACAUCAGCGAUCAUUUAAACCACUUAAAUGUGACAAAGAAGUGGACAUGUUGAGUAAUACAGCAUAUUUAUAUUUGGCACAUGUUGUGCACUACGCUGCGAUCUGCUCUCAUACCUGUUAUGGUAUUUCACUGUAAUUAGGGUGGGUGACAAAUAAGAUGCUGUGGUGUACAAAAUACUACAUUAAAAGCAGUCUUCUGGAA